CAGAGCUUGAGAACAUCGUUUCUGGGUCGCUGUGAUAGACCGCGUUUAAAUCGAAACGUACACAUCAGGCAAUAUGAGAUCGAAUAAGCUUUCACGUGAAGAUAUUCCAGGUGACGAGAUUGACAACGAUCAGUCAGAUGAAAAAGUACCCCUUCUAAGCGAUAAUGUCACCGAGACUACAAAAGAGAAAAUAACUCGAGUUUAUGGUGCACUGAAGCCAUUUGUGAUCAUCAGCUCCUCACUGCUUUAUACCAUCACCGAUGGAGCUGUGCGAAUGAUUGUACUUCUUCAUGCCUUCAGCUUGAACUUCACAGCCUUGGAGACGGCCAUCAUGUUCUCCCUCUAUGAACUGGCUGGCGUCUUCACAAACCUGGUCGCAGGUGUUGCUGGUGCACGUUGGGGGAUAAAGUCAACUCUCAUUACAGGAUUGUGUCUCCAGUUCGUUGGUAUUGGCAUGUUGUUUGGCUGGCAGGAGAACUGGACCAAGUCAAUUGGCAUAGUUUACGUCACAGUGGCACAGAUGUUCUGCGGAAUAUCCAAAGAUCUCGUCAAACUCGGGGGGAAGACUGUUACAAAACUCGUCACUCCAGAAGAUAAACAGACACGCCUGUUCAAAAUAGUUUCUUUGCUGACUGGGUGGAAGAACACCCUAAAAGGCGUUGGAUAUUUUCUAGGAUCGGCUUUGUUAAUGAUUAAUUACUAUUUAUCAUUGGGGGUUAUGUGUGUACUGAUUGUAUGUGCACUUCCAUGGGCUAUAUGUGGACUCUCCAAAGACUUAGGCCGUACAAGACGGGAGAAUAUCAAGUUGAGUACAAUAUUCAAGAAAAACUUCAAUGUCAAUAUCUUAUCUCUCGCACGUUUUUUCUUAUUUGGAUCUCGCGAUCUUUGGUUUGAGGUGCCUCUUCCGUUUUUUCUUCGGAGCGACGACGGGAUUGGAUGGGAGCGGGCUGCAGUUGGAGCGUACCUUGCAGGCUGGAUAAUUAUAUACGGGCAGGUUCAAAGCUGGAGUCCGCAGCUACUUCUGAAGCCGUUGCGGCAAUCUCCAGCCAAUAAAUGGGUCUGUGCUCUGUGGGGGUUUAUUUUGAUAGUGUGUCCAGUGUUCCUUGGCUGUUUCCUGCAGUUCUCCCACGCCAUUCAAGAACAUGUUGUUGAAAUCAUGACUGCUGCCAUAACCGUUGGCCUUAUCAUGUUUGCUGUUGUGUUUGCUGUCAACUCGGCGGUCCAUAGUUACUUGAUUGUUAAAUAUUCGGAAGGGGACAAAGUAGCAAUGAAUGUUGGUUUUUACUAUAUGGCUAACGCCAUGGGAAGACUCACUGGUACGCUUCUUUCAGGUGUCCUCUACGACUAUGUUGGCGCUGCUACUUCCACCGCUCAGGGAUUCGCGUCCUGUUUCUGGGUUUCCGUAGGAUUUGCUGUCGUAGCUGCGUGUGUAGCCCUCUUCCUGAAUGACAAUUCAGGUGGAUUGCAAUGUGGGCCAUGUUUAAACUGUUUAAAUUCUAGGAGUGGUACAGGAGAGGGUCGCUAUGAGGUAAUUGACAAUAAAGAUGACAAUGAACCAACUCAGUCGUCAGCGGUGACACACACUGCCUAAGGUAGCAUACUAUGAGGUUAUUACAAGAAUAACUCACAGUAUGAAUGAAGACAGUACAGCUGGAGUAUCGACCGAUGCGAAGCGUCCCUUGGGCUCAUAUAUUUUUCUCAUUGAGGGUUGACACGCAUGUUGUUCGGCAAUAUCACUGAGAUUAUUCCAUUAUUCAUGUAUGUGUUUCCAUAUUUUAUAAUUGAACUUGUAGAUGAAUAUGAAUAAAGAAAUUGGAAACACAAUAAUACGAAUAACGAUUCCCAAUGAAGUUAUUUUACUUUAUUGUUGUGCUCUGACUCAUGUGUGGCUGUAAGACAAUUCCUUAUUCUGUCUGCCAACCUUUUAAUAUCUAUUAAUCUGCAAUUGUUUAGUUCAUGUGUGUAGAAUUGACAAAACAUUUUGUUAAAAUUUGUUUAAAAAAUCUACUUAAAUAAGAAGAUAUCAUUGGUUUAUUAAACAGGUCUCUAUCCUAAUUGUCGUACAUUCAUGAUGCAUUCCAUUAAAAAAAUAUCCUAGUUUACGC
This is a messenger RNA of Saccoglossus kowalevskii, 2105 nucleotides long. RefSeq names its product major facilitator superfamily-like. Gene Ontology annotation, biological process: transmembrane transport. Lineage: Eukaryota; Metazoa; Hemichordata; Enteropneusta; Harrimaniidae. The record is from RefSeq and is marked validated. Gene Ontology annotation, molecular function: transmembrane transporter activity.